AUGGAAAGCGUGGAGUCAAUCGUCACGGAACUGCAUGAACUCUAUCAACGAAGGAAGUGGUUGCGUGACGAGUUGAUGCAAGGCAGGAUAGUGGAAGAUGGUUUUGGGGACGAGCUGGAGGAUGAAAUACAACAUGCCAAAAGGCGACUGCGCACAGCAAUGGCCGGCGAGGUACACAUCCCGGCGCUCAAGUUCAUUGUAAAAAAGAGAGACCCGGAAAAGGAUUUCAGGAAAAAAGAAUUGAACUCGAACCUUCAAACUAUGUCACUCACCGCUCAUUCCGGCGUCAAGGUCGUUCGUAUUCAACGGGGACCUGCCACUCUCAUCGAGAUGCCGCGGCACGAUGAUUUUUUGAAGCCAGGUGAUGUGUGCUGGGUGAUUCCGAUUGUGGCUGCUAUAAAGAAGCUGACGGGGGAUCUUGAACAGGACAUUCUGGAUGCUUUCAACGACUUCUUCACUGUCACUGAAGAUGAGGAGGACGGAAAAGUUUGCUUCAAAACUGAUGCUCAGGGAAAAGCUACAGCACUGGGCGAGUUUGUGAACCUGUUUUGCUAA
Molecule: messenger RNA, 555 nt
Organism: Symbiodinium sp. CCMP2456
Lineage: Eukaryota; Dinophyceae; Suessiales; Symbiodiniaceae
Source: the annotation of a GenBank genome assembly